Messenger RNA from Hibiscus syriacus, 765 nucleotides. Its product is annotated as RNA polymerase II subunit 5-mediating protein homolog. The coding region runs from base 44 to 655 and encodes 203 amino acids. NCBI's taxonomy places the organism in Eukaryota, Viridiplantae, Streptophyta, Magnoliopsida, Malvales, Malvaceae. Gene Ontology annotation, biological process: negative regulation of transcription by RNA polymerase II; negative regulation of phosphatase activity. Gene Ontology annotation, molecular function: transcription corepressor activity; phosphatase inhibitor activity; chromatin binding. The record is from RefSeq and is a predicted model, not a curated record. The transcript is spliced from 5 exons.
UUGACCUCCUACUGUUCAAAAGUUUUCAAAAAAGAAAAUUGAAAUGGGAAACCCAGAAGUGAAAGGUGCUGUGACGUCGCUGUCGUCGAUGUUCCCAUCGGAGGAGGUGCAGAAGGCGGCAAAGAUGGUCGAAGAGAAACUUUCAGAGAAGCAGAAUGAAAUGAAUCAAUUGAAAGAAUUCGUCGCCAAUAACACCUCCCUCAUCAACCUCGUGCAAAAGCUCCCCGACGAACUCCACCACGAUAUUAUGGUUCCGUUCGGGAAAGCGGCGUUUUUUCCUGGUCGUUUGAUUCACACGAACGAGUUUCUGGUUCUACUAGGGGAAAGUUACUAUGCUGACAGAACAGCUAAACAAACUGUUGAAAUUCUAAAGAGAAGAGGGAAAUCAUUGAUUUCUAAAGUGGAUGCAUUGAAGGCCGAGAUGCAGGAUCUUGAAGCUUUGGCUUCAUUUUUCGAUUCCACUGCUUCUGAAGUUGCUGAGGAUCUUGUGGAGAUUAGAGAGUACGAGGAGGACGAUUCUACCGAAAGGGUAUCUCAAUCAGGACCAGUGGGACUAGAAUCCCCUAAUGUCGCUGAAGCAGAUAAUAAAGUGAGUGAAUCUGAGGAUGAUGGAUAUGCCCGUCUAAUGUCAAGGUUGGAAGAACUUGAGAAGUAAGAACUUGCAGCUGAAGAUGAUGGAGAGAGUGAUGAAGAUGAGGAUGCUAAUGCUAAUGCUACUGAAACUGAUGGUGAUGAAGAUGAGCUAACUGAAGCUGCUUUUCACAG